Acanthisitta chloris (rifleman) is the source of this 1317-nucleotide messenger RNA. RefSeq names its product transient receptor potential cation channel, subfamily M, member 8 (gene TRPM8). The record is from RefSeq and is a predicted model, not a curated record. Gene Ontology annotation, biological process: calcium ion transmembrane transport. Gene Ontology annotation, molecular function: ligand-gated calcium channel activity. The annotation marks the transcript as partial. NCBI's taxonomy places the organism in Eukaryota, Metazoa, Chordata, Aves, Passeriformes, Acanthisittidae. The transcript has 10 exons.
AUGCUCUUCCAGGUUUCCAUGGGCACCAUGAGACACCGAAGAAAUGGUAAUUUUGAGAGUUCCAGACUCCUCUAUUCCAGCAUGUCUCGCAGCAUUGAUGUGGCCUGCAGCGAUGCUGAUUUGGCCAACUUCAUUCAAGAAAACUUUAAGAAGAGAGAAUGUGUCUUUUUCACAAAGGACACCAAGUCAAUGGGUAACUUAUGUAAGUGUGGAUACCCUGAAAAUCAGCACAUAGAGGGCACUCAGGUUAACACCAGUGAAAAGUGGAACUACAAGAAGCACACAAAGGAACUGCCUACCGAUGCCUUUGGGGACAUUCAGUUUGAAAACUUGGGAAAAAGAGGAAAGUACAUCCGUCUGUCAUGUGACACAGACUCUGAAACCCUCUAUGAUCUCAUGACCCAGCACUGGCACCUGAAAACCCCAAACCUGGUCAUCUCUGUCACUGGAGGAGCCAAGAACUUUGCGCUCAAGCCCCGGAUGCGCAAGAUAUUCAGCAGGCUGAUCUACAUCGCCCAGUCCAAAGGGGCCUGGAUUUUCACUGGAGGCACACACUACGGGCUGAUGAAGUACAUUGGGGAAGUGGUCAGAGACAACACCAUCAGUCGCAGCUCCGAGGAGAACGUGGUGGCUAUUGGCAUAGCAGCCUGGGGCAUGAUUUCCAAUCGGGAAACCCUCAUCCGCACUGCUGACAGCGAUGGGAACUACUUAGCCCACUACAUCAUGGAUGACCUCAAGAGAGACCCUCUCUACUGUCUGGAUAAUAAUCACACUCAUCUCUUGCUGGUUGAUAAUGGCACCCACGGGCAUCCAACAAUAGAGGCAAAAGUACGAACCCAGCUAGAAAAGUACAUUUCAGAGCGGGUUAUCCCUGAAUCUAAUUACGGUGGGAAGAUAUCCAUCAAUGUGGCCAUCAAAAGUAAGAUUCCCUGUGUCGUGGUGGAAGGCUCUGGCCGGAUUGCUGAUGUCAUUGCUAGCUUGAUGGAGGCAGAAGGCACUCUUGCCUCUUCAUGUGUCAAGGAGAGCUUGCUCAGGUACCUGCCUCGCACAAUUUCAAGGCUCUCGGAAGAGGAGACUGAAAGCUGGAUCAAAUGGAUCAAAGAAGUCCUUGAGAAUCCUCAUUUGCUGACAGUGAUCAAAAUAGAAGAAGCUGGAGAUGAAAUUGUGAGCAAUGCCAUUUCCUUUGCUCUGUACAAAGCUUUCAGCACCAAUGAACAUGACAGGGAUAACUGGAACGGGCAGCUGAAGCUGCUGCUGGAGUGGAACCAGUUGGAGCUGGCCAGCGAUGAGAUCUUCACCAAUGACCGAAACUGGGAG